GUGUGUGCUCUACAAUCACACAUCAGAGGAGUAUCUGGCACAUACUGAGAGUUACUUUAUUUGAAAUGCAAAGCUACUGAAGACCAGAAGUAAAGCAUUUUUGCAGGAUUUUAUUGUGUGAACAUUACUGUGCUGAAAUGGGUGGCCAGGUAACCCGUACCUCUUUAGACGGAGGAACCUUUCGAUGCCACCCUUUAAAGGUGAGCAUGUGCCAGCAGUUGCCAGCCCCCCUGCCGCUCUGUUUCCAUGCCAACACAAAAGGCUCUCAAAUAGUGAUGGACAAGACACAGCGCAGUGUGCGCCGAAUCGCCAGCUUCUGCAAUGCCAUCACCUUCACCAACCGGCCAGUCAGAAUCUAUGAACAGGUCCGACUCAAGAUCACAAAGAAACAGGGAUGUUGGAGUGGCGCCCUCCGAGUGGGUUUCUGUUCGGUGGAUCCAUCUGAUUUAAGUUCAGCAUGGCUGCCACGGUUCGCCUGCCCAGAUUUAGUUAGCGAAAGGGGAUUUUGGGCCCGAGCGCUUCCUGAGGAACAGUGUGAAGAAGGAACCAUUCUAUCCUUCUGGUUUGAUAACACAGGACGAGUGUUUUACCGGGUAAACAGCGGCCCUCCGAUCUUCUUCUUUGGCAGUGUACCAGCCGGAGAAUCGGUUUGGGCGAUCAUUGACAUUUACGGGCUGACACGUGGAGUACAGCUACUUGACAGUAAGAUGGUGCCAGCUGAAUAUCUCUGUCCUACUGUGACUCAUGAAUGCAUGGAUGAGUGGCAUCUGUCAAGCGACUGCUCUGAGCUUGACCUCCAGGAAGAUCUGCCAUCCUUCUCAAGCUCUCCAAACGCCCUCAACUCAGUGCUCUCACGUCAGCUCAACGAUGACUUGCAUUUCCACUGUGUGCAUGGCAACAGUCUGCGUCUGCUGACUGAACACAUAGCUGUGCGUUGUUAUAACAGACACGAGGAGUGCGCACUGGCGUUCACGCAUCGCCCGCUGCACUGUGGAGAAUGUGUGUUCCUAAAGGUCUCGUUGAGGUCAUCUGCUCUGAAUGGAUUUUUGUCUUAUGGAUUCACUUCCUGCAACCCAGCCCAUAUUAAUCCAAAGCACCUGCCAGUCAGUCCAGAUGACCUGCUGGACCGCAAAGAAUUCUGGGCUUUUAGGUGCCUGACUUCACCGCUUGUGGGCGGGGAUAUCAUUGGUUUCCGGGCAACUGCAGAAGGGGAGGUGCUUGUGAGCCAUAAUGGAGGGAGAGCGUGUAGAGAGAUGUGUGUCGAUAACUCCACUCCUCUGUGGAUGAUCUUCCACUUACAGUCACAUAUCAAGCAAAUCAGCAUACUGGGCACGUCCUGUGGUUACUCUCCAUCCUGUUCAGAAAUACAGAGGUCCAUCUUUAGUGACGCCAGUCACCUCUUAGCCAAUCAGAUUCACAAUACAGCAGUCAGGGGUUUUACAUACAGCUUUGAGUCCCGCCCACAGAUUCUCAGCAGUUCUGCAGGGACACCAGUGUCCUCAGAAUGUCCCAGUACCCCAUCAUGCUGUGCGAUUACUGGUGAGGAGUGUUUGAUUUGCUGUGAGAGGGCAGUGGACUCAGUGCUGUACUCAUGCGGACACAUGUGCAUUUGCUCCGUCUGUGGUGGAAAGCUAAUGGAGAUGUCAAACCCCUCUUGCCCCAUGUGUCGAAGCCCAAUCAGAGACGUCAUCAAAAUAUACCGCAGCAUGUAAACUGCAUGGAAAGUGAUUCUGAAGAGGCUCCUUCACAGGUUAUCAUCUUGUUUAAAAGGCUGCUUUUUGAGUUCAGCAAGAAAGAAGUACUAAAUGACUUAAUGUACUAAAUGUCUGACCAAAAAUGCGGAGAAAACCCAGAAGUACAGUAACUGCACAACAAUAUUAUCCCAGAUAAUAAGUCUCUAUUGCCUAUAAAUCUCUGUGGACAAAUGACUAGAUGUGCCUAAUGGGAAAUCAAGCUACUAUUAGACUAAUUCAGAUUUUUGUUUUAUAAUAUCUUACUAACCUCAUACCGUUCAAUCCAGAAUAAGAAUCUGAAAACUACAUUGUGGCAUUGAUGUGUUGGUAAACAUAUUUUUGAAAAAACUAAUAACUGUUUUACAUACCAAAGUCGACAUUCACAAUACUGUUAGUGCCAAUAAGUUUUAUUUAUGUUCGUUGUGGAAUAAAACUAUAACUGAAAUGCUAA
Puntigrus tetrazona (Sumatra barb) is the source of this 2184-nucleotide messenger RNA. RefSeq names its product neuralized E3 ubiquitin protein ligase 1Ab (gene neurl1ab). Lineage: Eukaryota; Metazoa; Chordata; Actinopteri; Cypriniformes; Cyprinidae. Bases 138 to 1712 code for a protein of 524 amino acids. Gene Ontology annotation, cellular component: plasma membrane; postsynaptic density. Gene Ontology annotation, molecular function: ubiquitin protein ligase activity. The record is from RefSeq and is a predicted model, not a curated record. Gene Ontology annotation, biological process: negative regulation of Notch signaling pathway; nervous system development. The transcript is spliced from 6 exons.